UGCUCUCUCCCAUUUACCACGGUACUGCAUCAUCUCCUAGGCUGAACCGUGUUGCUGCCAGUAUUUGCAGAUACACUGAGAUGCGUCAGAGCCCCCUGGCAGAGCUGCUGGAUCGCACAGGCUGCCGCUGGGAGAUUUAGUGUGUCCCCAGAGUGCCAGGAACAGGGAAUACAGGAAUACACACACGGGCACACGCGGGUGCGUGCGCGCAGCCCGGGGAGGUAAGUCCAACCCCCGACAGCGGGGCCACCCUUCUGCUGCUGGAUUUUUCCAGCCAGAGCAUCUCGCCGGCUCUGCUGUGAUUUAUGGAAAUCGGUUUCUGACGCGGGGCUUUUUCUGUUACGACAGGGACCCACGGACUGGAGGAGGGAGAGCUGCAGUCAGGGCAGGAGAAGUGAGGGAGAGGAAGAGGCUGGGAGCAGAGGGACACGGGGGACUGGAGGGGACAGACAGAGAAACCGGCACGGAGACACUUCAGAGAUGGGUGAGUUAUAACUAAGAGCAGGAAGAAAGUCAGAGAAAGCAAGAGAAGGAGAGCUGUGGGGAAGGGAAAGGAGAUCAGAGACUGAGUCAGCCUCCAGAGGGCAAACGCCAGGAGACGAGUUCAGGGAACACCCCAGCAUAACAAAAAGGACCGGUUCUGUCUGAAUCUUCACCAUGAGCACGAAGAAGAGCUGCCACCUGCCACUGGGGCAAGGAGACGAGGAGGAAAAGCAGAGUGAGGGUACUCCUGAGCUGGAGCGACAGGAGUGUGAGAUGGAGCUGAGGAACAAAGCUAUUCUGCAACAGAAGAGACGCCUUAAACAGGCCACCCAGUUUGUGCACAAGGACUCUGCUGAUCUGCUGCCCCUGGAUGGCUUGACAAGGCUUGGCACUUCCAAGGAUCUGCAGCCACACAGUGUGGUCCAGCGGCGCCUCUUGGAAGGCAAUCUGAACAAGCUACGGGUUCAGUCUGCACGGGUUCAAUCUCCGCUGGCAAAAGACCAGGAUGAAAAGAUGGAAAAGGGAGAGAACAGGAGAAAAGAGACUUCACCCCUGCUAAUACAGUGCCAGUGCCAAGGUCAGGUAUUGAAAGCGACUGUUAACACUGGGUGUCUACCGAACCUCAUCUCCAAGAGCUGUUUAAACCAGCUGGGGCUGGAAGAAGUGUCUGCCAUGGACUGUGGAGACCUCUCUCUUCCUAUCCCCAGCGUUGUUGGCCGAGUAGAACAUAUGGAGUUGCAAUUUGGCCCGGAGACAGUGUUGUGUUCGGCGCUGGUUGUAGAUGAUGAAAUGCUGGAGUUUUGCAUUGGUCUCCAGACUCUGUGGUCUCUCAAGCUGCUAGAGCUACAUUCUGUUACCUCUGCUGCUUCAUCAGAGAUCCUGUUGUUCACUUUAAGUGCUGCAGUGAAUUAUAGCACAAAGUCUUCUGCUCUGUCAUCUCCUUUCUUUCAACUUGAAACCCGGUGACUGAAUACAGAUACAUCAUCAGCCUCAAGUCCUGGCAUCACACAGCCCAUCAACUUUGGUACUCUUGCACAAAACAAGAACUGGACUUCCUUGCAGUACCCGCUCAGGUCAGAGAACUGUGAACUCAUCUGAGAUGUCAAGGGUGAUUAUUAAGUCACUUAAUAAUUGUGGGGGUUUUUUUAUAAUUUCCAUCCUAGAGUGUAGCUGUAUUAUUAAUCCAUGGUCUAUUCUUUACUAGCUCUAGGAAAGAUGCACUAGAUCAGGCCUUGUUCCAUGCCUUAUGACUACUGAUUCACUAUCCACACUCUCCAAAAUGUACCUUUUUCCACCCUUAAAAUGUCAUGAUAUCCCAAUUUUGCCUCUCUUUCUGGAUUAAAUACUGCUGACUCUCUUCCUUUUUUAUCAAACUGUUUGUGUUGUGUUUCUCAAAGAAGUUGUGUAUGCAUUUUUGCUUUUAUUCUGUUAGUUCUUUCCAAAGUCAGAUGCUGUAUGCUGUAGUUUAACACAUGCUAAGCACAGCAGAGUACAGCCUGACUGAUAUGAUUUGGGAUUCACUUACCAGUGUUAGUUGGUAUGACUAGCAUCUGCUCCUCCUACAUGGAGCAUAAGACUUCUACUGUUAGUCAUCACAUCUUGCAUCUUCUGAUCUUCUGAUCUGUUCCAUGACUUCUUUUCCACUCUUCUAGUUGUGCAUCUGAUUAUUUCUGCAUGAACUGCUUUCCAUGAAUCUCCUGAAUGGCACCAACAGUUCUCUCAUUUAGUCAGGAAACAUGCCUACUUGAUGAGUCUGUCUUCCAAAGUACCAGUAAUUCUUCCUGGAUUUGUAUCACUUGCAUGGCUAACUGGCUUCUCAAACCCAGGGCUCUUUAUGACAGUUUAGACUUGUACUAAACCAUCCUGUGUGUCAGCUGGAAUCUAUGUGGUACCUGGGUCAACUGCUGAAAAAAAUCUUAUUACUGAUAGAUGAAACACCUGUUCCUACAUGCAGCAACUCACCCAGUUUCCAACUCUCAUUGCCCUCUAAAACUAGCAUGUGGAACAAGGCAAAUAAUCUGUUAAUUAUCUGAUAGAUACCAUAUCCAUUCAAAUUCUUAUUAAAAAAAACGCAAACUCUAAACCAUAACCCUAAAGCUCACUCUAGCCCUAAUCCAAACAUUAAAUCACAACAAUGACUCUAAAUUUAACCCAUAAAGCUAAACAUAACAUUAAAUUUAACCCCUAAACCAAACUCUAACCCUAAAACUUAAUGCUAACCCUAACCUCUAAACCAAACCACUACGCCCUAACUGUAAAACUUGACACUAAUCAUAACCCCCUAAAUUUAACCCUGUAAUCCCAACUCUAACCAUCUAACUCUAAACCCAAAACAUAAACAUGAUUGUAAAGACACUAACUAUAAACUCUAAUCCCAAAACCUCACCAUAAUGCCCAACCCUAAACUCUAACCAUUAACCCUAAAACCAACCCUAAACCUAAACUCUAAAGCUUAAACCUAACUCUAAAUCCCAAACCAUAUAACUAAACCUAAUUCCUAACCCCAACUCUAACCAUAACCCUAAGCCUACACGUGACCUCAACCACCUAACCUCUGAAGGUUUUUGUCAGUGCCCUAUUUCCCUCCAGAGUGCCCUGGGGCUUUUGCUGGGUUUUGCU
Molecule: messenger RNA, 3102 nt
Organism: Manacus vitellinus (golden-collared manakin)
Lineage: Eukaryota; Metazoa; Chordata; Aves; Passeriformes; Pipridae
Gene: NRIP2
Product: nuclear receptor interacting protein 2
Exons: 6
Coding region: 658-1449 (263 amino acids)
Biological process (GO): proteolysis
Molecular function (GO): aspartic-type endopeptidase activity
Source: RefSeq, a predicted model, not a curated record